This is a messenger RNA of Chiloscyllium plagiosum (whitespotted bambooshark), 2778 nucleotides long. It is a transcript of the gene hmmr, whose product is annotated as hyaluronan-mediated motility receptor (RHAMM). Gene Ontology annotation, molecular function: hyaluronic acid binding. The record is from RefSeq and is a predicted model, not a curated record. NCBI's taxonomy places the organism in Eukaryota, Metazoa, Chordata, Chondrichthyes, Orectolobiformes, Hemiscylliidae. Gene Ontology annotation, cellular component: membrane.
GUCACGUGACGGCACAUUCAAACAGCCGGCGGUUAGGCGGAGGUCCGGAUUGAGUCACUCUCCAGCCCGCGGCAGGGUCUCCGUGACGGCGGCAUGUCGUUCCCCCGAGCACCCCUGAAACGUUUCAACGACAGAGUGGGCUGUGCCCCUGCACCAGGUCAUUAUGAUAUUAAAGAGGUGGAGGGUUCCAAGGGUCCUGUAUCUUUUGAAAAAGCGCACAGAUUUAAAAAGCAAAAAGAUACAGGAAACCCUCAGGUAGUUGUUGAAACUGAGAAGGGUCUAAUAUCACCAAGUUCACGGAAGAAUCUCAACUUUGGAGCAAACAAUGCCCAGAAGGAUGCUACUUCUGCUUUGGAGCUUAAAAAGCAGAAAAUGUUGGAGCAAGAGAUCCGUUGCCUGCUGCAACAGCGUGGAGAACAGGACAAAAGACUUCAGACCUUAGAAGAGGAGCUGAAGAAGAUCGAAAGUAAACUUACUGCAGUUAUGAGAGAAAAAACAUCCCUGGCAUCAAAUAUUGCUUCUCUAGAAAGACAACUUGCUGAUCUCCACAAAGCCAAUGAGUUACUCAAAACAAAGUUUUCUGAUGAUUGUACUAAGAAGAAAAUUAAUGCUCUGUGCUUGGAAUUGAUUGAAGUAAAGAAUAAAACUGAUGCCAAGGACAAGGAGAUCAGCUAUCUUCAGAUUAGUUUGGAAGGUCAAGUGAAACUUCUGCAAGCUGAUCUGGAAGCUUCUAAGGCUGCAGCUGCAGCAUUGCAAGAAAGAAAUGAAUCACUGGAGGAGAUGCAUCAGGAAGCUAAAGCCCAUAACGAAAGCCUGGAGGUAGAAAUGGAUCGAUUUCAUGCUCUCACCGAGGAGUUGCGUGGAGAGAAUAAAGCCUUGCAUGGUUACUUGGAUAAUGCCAACGAACAAGUUCAGGAUCUCCAAAUGCAGUUAAGUUCCAAAAUGAGUGGCUAUGAGAGCAAAUUGGAGCAGCUGUCCAUAGAGACUGAGGACAGGUGCAAGGUCUCAAUAGUGAAGCAACAAGAGGCAGAAAGAAAUCUACUGGUCAUACAGAGUCUUCUGAAAAAAUCGAAUGAAGAGAUUGCUGUGCUUCAGGGAAAACUGGCUGUAAUAGAGCAGGAGAAAGAUAAGUUGGAGAAAGAUAAAUUUGAAACUGAAACAAAGCUGUCCAUGUCUUUGGAGGAACUCAGUGAGCUAAAAGUGCAGCUUGAAAGAUCUAAAGAAGAGAUCAGUCAAUCAGAGGAUCAGCUUCUUCAGAAUGAAAAGGAACUACUAAAGCUCAAAAACUGUCUAAAGCAGAAUGAGGUGUCUCAUUGUGAACAGAUAAAAGAAGUUAAUGAAAAAUAUCAGCUACUUGAACAGGAGAAAGAAAGAGUAGAGGCAGAACGUAGCAGGAUAGAACAAAAUUCAACCAAAGAGUUGUCUGAAAUGAAGGAAAAAUUGAAUCAAAUGGAACAAGAUCUGCAGCAGAAACAAGAUGUGCUUUCCUCUGUCAGGCAAGAAAAGGAUCUGUCUGAUUCUUUGCGGCAGAAGCUCGAAGCCUUCCGGGAAGAAAUGACUAAGGAGAAGCUUCUGCUGGAGGAGGAACUGGAGGCUGCACUAGAUGAGCUUGAACAAUUGCAGCUGAAGGAGGUGGAGGCUGAGGAACUGGCCAGACGUUUGGAGGAUGAGAACGAACUGCGAGCGAGAGAGCUUGCUAGGCUGCAGGAAGAGCUUGCUGAGAAAAAUGCUGAACUGAAGAAGAUUAAUGAAAAUCACAGCAAAAUUGUCAGUCAGUUGCGUGAGGAGCAGAGUAAAUCGCUAAGAAAGCUAGGAGAUACUGAAGCAGAAUUUGAAUGCUAUAAAUUAUCUGUUACAAAGGAGCUGGGGUGCCUCCAAGACAGCAACUCUACACUGACCAAGCAAGUUGCACAGUUACUCAAUGAAGCCAAGGACAUGCAGCAGCAGUUAACAGAUGUUCAGCUUUCUAAAGAAAAAGCAAAAGAAGAGUACGCAAGAAUGCUACUAGAAGUACAAACAAAGCUAGCUCAAAAGGAUGCUGAAGUUAGAAAGUUGGAUGAAGCUUGUAACCUGAGAGUAAUUGAACUUCAAACACAAUUGGACCAAAGCAAGGCAUGCCAGGAGGUGGAGAAACAGAGCACUGAUACUGUGGGUGAGGGUGUGGUAGCAGAACUAAAAGCUGAAAUACAAAAAUGGCAAGUGCUUUAUGAAGAAUUGCAUAACAAGGUCAAACCUUUCCAGGAGCAGCUUGACUCAUUUGAAAGGGAAAAGAAUUCCCUCCUCAAUGAACAUGGAGCUACACAGGAAGAGCUGAAUAAGUUGAAUGAAGCUUAUGCCAAAUUGCUUGGUCACCAAAAUCAGAAACAGAAGAUUAAACAUGUAAUGAAGCUGAAGCAGGAAAAUGUGGAGCUGAAACAGGAGCUGGCAAAACUUCGAGCCCAGCUGUCCAAGGACAAGCUAACUGAGCAAAAGUGUCAAGAGCAACGUUGCAAGCCACAAGGUGUCAAACGAUUUGAUCCUGCCAAAGCUUUCAAACAUUCGGUGAAGGAGAAUAUUGCUCCUACAACACCACUGAGAGAAGGGAGCACAAAUAUACUUUAAGCCAUGCAGUUCUGAUUCCAAGUCUCCAUACAUUUUUAGUGUGAUGAGAUUCUGGUAAUGUUACCCUGGAUCAAAUAGCUUAUAUUCAACAAGAAUGGGUUAAAGAGAUUACUCACAUCAUAACUCAAAGUAGAUCAUUGUAAACCAUUGAAACUGUCUUGUUUCAGUGAUUUUUUU